GCACUAGCAACGCUAGAAACAGACGGGAUAGCUGCUGAAGAGCGAGGAGAUAAGAAUAUAAAUUCGUCUUUUGGAGAGAAGGAUAUAUAUAUAGUUAAUGUAACCCGGGUCUACCGCUACCUCAGAUCACCUCAGUUAACCAAGGCUUUGUUCAAGUCGUUCUUAUAAUUUUAUUUUACUCCAACUAAAUAUCCCAGUCAACAAUGUCAAAAGUACCGUACGCAUUCUUAAAACGACUGAAAUUGAAGAAUCAGACUGCAAGAGAGUUUCUUGGAGAGUUUCUUGGGACCAUGAUUCUAAUUUUGUUUGGAGGCGCAGCUUUUGCACAGACUGUUCUUGAAAAGAGAGGUGUCGGUGAUGUUUUUGCUGUUGUUUUCGCAUGGGGUGUUGGAGUGAUGAUGGGGCUGGCCACAGCUAUGGGAGUUUCAGGUGGUCACAUCAACCCUGCGGUUACUGUAGCAUUUGCAUCCCUAGGCAAAUUUCCCUGGAAGAAAGUGCCCGUGUAUCUGGUCGCUCAACACUUGGGAGCCUUUGUAGCUUCUGCCAUCAUAUAUUUUAAUUAUAUAGAUGCUCUCAAUUGGUAUGAUGGUGGUAAUAGAACAGUUCUAGGAGAGACUGGUUCGGCUUACAUUUGGGCAACGUACCCAAAAGAGUACGUGUCCACUGCUAAUUGUCUCUUAGAUCAGGUUGUAGGAACCGGUAUUCUAAUGUUCACCGUUUUGGCAGUUAUUGACGAACGCAACGUAAAAUUUCCGCUCUGGGGCGCUGCUAUCGCUCUUGGUUUUAUGAUUUGUGCUCUGGCUAUGUGCUAUGGUGCGAACUGCAUGGCUGCUCUAAAUCCUGCUAGAGACUUUGCAACCAGAGCUUUCACAGCAAUUGCUGGGUGGGGCGCCGAACCGUUCAGUCAUCGGAAUUACAAUUACUUUUGGGUGGGCAUCAUUGGGCCCCAUCUUGGGGCCAUCAUCGGCGGUUGGAUGUAUUACCUGGGUGUGGAGCUUCAUUGGCCUGAUGAGGAGGACGAGGAGCCGGCACAGAAAGAAAUGAAAGAGCUCAUAGAUCACUCAGAUCACUUAAACAACAAAACAGAACGAACUGCGGUAUGAAGUGAAGUCUAUCUACGGAUACACGAAGGUUGUCCCAUCCUAACUACGUGAUAGUUUUCAGUCAAUCAAGAAAUAAUUGUGUUAUUUAAA
Limulus polyphemus (Atlantic horseshoe crab) is the source of this 1193-nucleotide messenger RNA. Its product is annotated as aquaporin-9-like. Gene Ontology annotation, biological process: glycerol transmembrane transport; water transport. The transcript is spliced from 7 exons. Gene Ontology annotation, molecular function: water channel activity; glycerol channel activity. Gene Ontology annotation, cellular component: basolateral plasma membrane; plasma membrane. NCBI's taxonomy places the organism in Eukaryota, Metazoa, Arthropoda, Merostomata, Xiphosura, Limulidae. Bases 204 to 1103 code for a protein of 299 amino acids. The record is from RefSeq and is a predicted model, not a curated record.